Malassezia sympodialis ATCC 42132 is the source of this 1140-nucleotide messenger RNA. RefSeq names its product formate dehydrogenase (NAD+) (gene FDH1). NCBI's taxonomy places the organism in Eukaryota, Fungi, Basidiomycota, Malasseziomycetes, Malasseziales, Malasseziaceae. The record is from RefSeq and is a predicted model, not a curated record. Gene Ontology annotation, cellular component: cytosol. Gene Ontology annotation, molecular function: oxidoreductase activity, acting on the CH-OH group of donors, NAD or NADP as acceptor; NAD binding; formate dehydrogenase (NAD+) activity.
AUGCAGUAUACUCGCCCGCUCUGUCGGGCCUUUACACAGUCAGCGACCCGCGCUGACAAAGUCGUCGCGGCCUUGUAUCGAGGUGGCGAAGCAGCGAAGCGACAGCCCAAGCUGCUGGCCACCGUGGAGAAUGAGCUGGGUCUGCGUCAAUGGAUCGAACAACAAGGCCACACGCUGGUUGUGACCGAUGACAAGGAUGGCCUCAACUCGACAUUUGCGCGGGAGAUCAAGGACGCCGAUAUUGCUAUUACCACGCCCUUCCACCCAGCCUACAUCAAUGCUGAGCUGAUCGAUCAAGCUCCGAAGCUCAAGGCAUGCAUCACAGCGGGCGUGGGUAGCGACCACGUCGACCUGAACAAGGCCAAUGAACGCAACAUUGGUGUCUAUGAAGUGACCGGAUCGAAUGUGACGUCGGUCGCCGAGCACGCGGUGAUGUCAAUCCUGGUGCUGGUGCGCAACUUUGUUCCCGCACACCGACAGUACGUGGAUGAGAAAGGCUGGAAUGUUGCCGAGAUCGCGCAAAAUUCGUAUGAUAUCGAAGGUAAGGUAGUGGGCACCUUCGGAUUCGGCCGUAUCGGACGCCUCAUUAUGGAGCGACUUAAGCCAUUUGGCAUGAAAGAGAUGUUGUACUACGACUACCAGCGAGCGGAUGCCGAUACGGAACAACGCUAUGGCGUCCGCCACGUCGACAGUGUCGAAGAGCUGGUCCGCCAGUGCGACAUUGUAACGAUCAAUGCACCUCUGCACGAGGGCACUCGCGGACUGUUCAACAAGGACUUGAUUAGUCAGAUGAAGAGAGGCGCGUGGCUCAUCAACACGGCCCGAGGCGCUAUCUGUGUCGAAAAGGACGUGGCCGACGCCGUCAAGACGGGUCAGUUGAACGGCUAUGGCGGUGACGUGUCGUACCCUCAGCCUGCACCGGCAGACCACCCGUGGCGCAGCAUGAGCAACGGCUGGAACGCAGGCGGUGGUAAUGCGAUGACACCGCACAUCUCAGGCACUUCGCUGGAUGCGCAAAGUCGUUACAUUGCGGGCACCAAGGAGAUCCUCGCGAACAUUUGGUCCGGUCAGCCGCAGAAACAAGUGAAUGUGAUUGUGGAAGCGGGUCGCUACGUAUCACCCGCUUAUGGCCAACAUUGA